AUUUCUGCGGUUGCAGUUAUUUGCUCAUCUCGAGCGACAUUGCAACUGAACUAUAUUUGAGUAUAGAAGAUCAGUCCGGUAGUCUUCCAGCAUAUGGAGAAUCUGUCAGUGCAGCUGACGGCUGAACGGUCAGUGAUGCUCUGAUGCCUCUAUAGUGGGAAGUCAUGAGUUUGUACACAAAAACAGCGUUGUUGGAGUAAACCAUUGAUUCUGCAGCAUAUGGACAUUUUUGACGGACAUUCACUGCGUUUAAUGAGUAGGCCUAGUUUAUUUUCAUAUCCUAUAUGUAUUGCAUGCCCUGUGUUGUUUGUUCCAUGACUAUAAGCUUGAGGUACUUUCUCAAGUUCUUGCAACAUCUCACAGAGUUAUGAUGGGUGCAGAAGGUCUUGCAGCAGGGUCACAUACUUAAACGGAGGUGAUAUGACAUUUAGUUAUGUUGGCUUGGCUUGGAUGUGACCUCCAUGGCCACAUAUGAACCUGUAUCUUGUGGUUCUCCUCUGAAUGUUUGAGCGUACAUAUCUCACCUCUCUGUCAGCUCAGUCUCUUAUUUUUUUACAGCAGCGCCACACAAAAGUUGCAGCACUGUUGUCGAAUCUGAUUUAAUUGAAGCAAACAAACUCAUAUGUGAAAGCAGUACCUAUACACAUAUAUGAACACACACACACACACACACACACACACACACACACUGUCACAUGAUCACAUCAUGAUCUUAUGCCCUGUUUGAGUUUGAGAGUGAGCGGCUGCUGCUCACUGGCUGAUUCUGACCAAUCAGCACAGUGAGUCAGAGAGGAAACAGGAGUAUUAUAUUCCUCUGAGUGUCACUGGUGAAUUUCAUAGGCGGGCACGCUGCACCCUUAAAGGGGCAGGACCCCUGUAGCUUAAUCUAGAUAUCCACAAGACGCCAGUUACUCCUUGAUGUACUGCAGAUGUUUUUACUUUGCUCCUGGAGUUGUCUCAGUGUGUAGAGAAAUAGUUGAGGUUAGACAUUGGUACAGCUCUCCAUGUAAUAACAUCUGUCUGGGUUUUCAGUUGAAUCACGGCCUCUGCCUGCGUGAGUCCGGCGACUGCUUACGGGAGCAGAUGCAGUACAUGAUGAGGUCACUGCAAGACCUGAAACAACUACAGAAAACCUGCCCUGCAGCCAGACGCCCCCUCAGCACCCAACUCCCAGCUUUAGUGCGCCACUCUGCAGUGGCACGUGCCUGUCAGCAGCGAGCAUUGCAGCGAGAGCAGCGCACCCGCCUGCGGAUGUCUGAUGCCAGCACGGCCAGUACGUACGACUCCGCCUGCUGCUUGUCUAGUCCUCUGGAGGAAGACGAGGACGACUCGAGCAGCCGGCUGGGCCUGGGCUCUCCCAGCAGUCAUAAAAGUCUGGAGUUUGAUUCAGGCUACUCUGAGGCAUCCUGGCAGGACGAAGGGGUGGUCCUCAGGAGGACCAGGAAUGUGAGGGUGUCAUCUUCAGCCUGUCUCCGCACAAACAGAGCACCGAGUGGACGCAUUCGGCCCAAAUCCACAUCUGACGCCUGUCUGGAGAGGUGGACAUCGUUUGAGGUCAGCGACCCAGAGGACUGGACAAACUCUUUAUUGACCAGAGGACGCAACCGCCAGCCUCUGGUUCUGGGCGACAACAGCUUUGCAGACCUCAUACAGAACUGGAUGGACUUGCCAGAUUGUCCUGAGCCCACUCAGCUGAAGCCAAAUUCAGGAAUGAAAUUAGGAAGAGGUUUCUUUGUCAACAUGAGGAGCAAACUGGUCGGGUUUUCUAAGAGUGUAGAGGACAGAGUAAGGAUGAGAUCGACAGACUCUGCUCAUGUUAACAGAACUGCAAACGCUCCAAAACGUCUGUCUUGUCCAGUCGUGGCAUCGCAGCCCAAAGUCCCCUUUUUCCACCAGUCUCACUCAGGCAUUAAUGAGACGCAGACAGAUUUCUACCACUUUGCAGCCCUCCUGAAAUCACGCAGCCGACAGCCCAUAAUCUGCAAAGAUAUCAUUGGAUACGUUUGACAUUCAUGUAAAGCCACGUACAGACCGGACAAUCCUCUGUCAAUUUAUUUUGAUAUGACUGUGUUUUCACCUCUUAUAUGCUGUGAAUAAGCUAAUAGAAAUAAAGAUGUUCUCAUAAUUUAAACUCUACAUACUCUUUUUUUAUAUUUUUUUUCAUUUUUCAUUUUUCAUUUCAUUGCAUGUGACACAGAAUAUGUGGUUUGUUGAUAUAAUUUUGAAUUCCCAGAAGACAUCCACCAUAGUCAUCUGAAUUUCAUUACACCUCAUUACAGACCCUGACCUCUCGCUAGUGAAUUAAAGGAGGUUUUUACUGUCUAAAGCAAAUAAAUGUGGGUUCAUUUGUUUUCAUUAGUAAUAUAAUACUCUGGGUAGGCAUGAUGGAGUUUGUAGAUGCUCGGUUCAGGGUCAUUGGUGUAUAAUAAAAAAGAUGAAAACAUGA
Molecule: messenger RNA, 2446 nt
Organism: Perca fluviatilis (European perch)
Lineage: Eukaryota; Metazoa; Chordata; Actinopteri; Perciformes; Percidae
Product: PAK4-inhibitor inka2-like
Exons: 2
Coding region: 919-2007 (362 amino acids)
Cellular component (GO): nucleus
Molecular function (GO): protein serine/threonine kinase inhibitor activity; protein kinase binding
Source: RefSeq, a predicted model, not a curated record